CUUAUUCUGAUCUGGACACCGAUUGAUUGGUUUUCAUUGCUAACCCUCAGUCACAUGACAUACUCUGGUGACAUACACAAUGAACAACUCAACGUGCGCUAAGGAUAAAAUUGCAGAGCUGGUCGCUCAAUAUGGAGCAGUUCCCCCUCCUUGGUUCAUGUUCCAGGACACCAAUCCAUACAGCAUAUGCUGGCGUAUGGGCGCUGGCGAAGACUAUAUAAUAUUAUUCUUUACCUGGUGGGGGGAACAAAAAGAAAGCCUUGAUGAGUCUCAACGCAUUGAGUAUUUUCGGAAAUGGCCACCGCCACCUCCAUGGCUUACGUGGAUGAUAGAGGUUAUUUGGGAUGUUAACCCUGAGGAUUUCGAUGAUGAUGAUGAUUACGGGCCCUACUUCGAACGCACUAAAGCACUUGGCUUUGGGG
Molecule: messenger RNA, 422 nt
Organism: Aspergillus novofumigatus IBT 16806
Lineage: Eukaryota; Fungi; Ascomycota; Eurotiomycetes; Eurotiales; Aspergillaceae
Exons: 2
Source: RefSeq, a predicted model, not a curated record